AGGAAGCCUUCCUGCACGGAUGUCCUGACCGCCGCUCCUUUGGACACCGAUUAGAAAGGGAGCUGCUCGGAUGUGGAUCAGCCGCUUGCAUGUGUGCUCACAGUCAACAUUUAAGUGACUUUCUAACACCGAUCAUGUCUGAGGACGAGGGACAUCUUUCCCAGAUGAUGAGCAUCUCUGCACGGCUGCUGCUCCUCCUCCUCCUCUUUUCUCCUGCAUCCCCGUCUCCUCUUGCAAAGGAUCAGUCUGUGUGUGCCAGGACUUUCUGUGGUGCAGGCAGAGAGUGUGUUUGGACCAUCGGAGGACAACCGGAGUGUCGCUGUUUACAGCGUUGUGACGAAUCGGAGCGCUGGGUGUGUGGCAGCAACAGCAAAUCUUACAGGAAUCACUGUGAGCUGCACAGAGAUGCCUGCAUCACCGAGACCAAAAUCCACGUGGCUCAGCGAGGACAGUGUGUGGGGAAACGGACAGAGACAGACAUCAGUCCUGUCGUGUGUUUCCUGUCUGAGCGGGAUCGGCUCAGAGAGCAGGUGAUCCGGUGGAUUAACUCAGAGGUGGACCAGGAUCAUUGGGCCUCAAACCUGUCGUCAUCAUCCAGGGAUGUCCUGCAGAAGUAUUUUCAGACCUAUGCCGGCGGGGAUUCCCAGCUGGAUUCCAGCGAGUUCCUGCGCUUCCUGAGCCACAAUGAGAGCGCUCUGAACCUCCUGUACCCCGAUGCUCAGGGGACUAACCAUCUACUCAGGUCUCUUUGUGUCGAUGCUUUAAUCGAGCUGGCAGAUGAAGAUUUCGACUGGAAACUCAGUUUAACUGAGUUCACCAACUGCCUGACCCCCAGCUACCAGCCACAGGAGAGAAAGUGCGCUUUGGAGGACGCCGUGUUUGAGGACGGAGCUGAAACCCAGAGAGAGUGCAACAAGUGUGUGUGCGCCUGUGGGAACUGGGUGUGCACCGCGCUCACAUGCUACGAGGGGCACCGGCUGAAGACGCACCAUCAGGAAAAAGGAGAAGAAGAAAUGACAGAGGAUGAGUGGAGGAGGACUGUGGCUGAACUCAACGCUUUACAGGAGAUCUCCAUCACUGGGAGCUGAGGACACAUCACAGAACCUAAGGAAGCAGCGAGCAGCUGACAUAUUCCUGAAUGGGACUUUGGUUCUUGCUCCCCCAACGGUGGAGGUGCUUUGCCCGGAGCUUUUUUGCUGUUUUUGUUUGAGGGGGUUUCAAAAUGUUUUAGAAGUUCAGAUUCUCACAAGAUGAUUUGGGAUUGUAUAUCUCUGUGAUUGUAACUUUUUACUUAUAGUGAACCUGUUUGCCGUUACUAUUCUGCUAAAAUGGGUGAAUUAGCGACGCCAUUUUGGGAUUAUUUAUUUAUUUUUUGAUACAGUUUGAGUGAAGAAUCAUUUAGCAAAAAAUGUCAUUAAAAUAAUUGUUGAACCGACAAA
Molecule: messenger RNA, 1439 nt
Organism: Fundulus heteroclitus (mummichog)
Lineage: Eukaryota; Metazoa; Chordata; Actinopteri; Cyprinodontiformes; Fundulidae
Product: follistatin-related protein 1
Exons: 11
Coding region: 90-1088 (332 amino acids)
Biological process (GO): regulation of BMP signaling pathway; multicellular organism development; cell differentiation
Molecular function (GO): protein binding
Source: RefSeq, a predicted model, not a curated record